AAUAACUAAGAAAACAAUAUGGUCGCUGUAUACAAUAUUGAUGAAAUUGGUCAAAAUCCCAAAACAUUGGGAGAUUGGGUUAAAAACUUCCGUUUGAAAAAAAUACAAAUGAAACGCAAACUGCGAGCUUCGGGUGCCGAGCUACGAGUCGCCGCCAUUUUGUCGACAGCCUUGAUGUCGGCCGAACAUGAAUUGCGUCGCAAACAACAAGAACGCUUCCAGAAAUGGUUGGAAUUCCAAUCGAAAAUCAAUAAAAACCACGAACUACAGCCCCCGAGUGAACAUCUCAACAGAAAUAAACAACACGCCUCAAAAGUGGACGAUGAAGUAGUUCUUGUGGCCAGACGUGAAAGUGAUACACAAACCUGCAAACAAAGUGAAGAAAUAACCAAUUUGUGGAAAUGUGAACUUAGUGAAUUAGAUAAUUUUAUGCGAAGUAUUAGCAGCAGUACGAAUAGUAGUUGUAGAGACAAUAGUAGUAUAAAGCAAUCACAAACAAGUGCUGACGAAAGUUGUCCCAGCGAAGUCAACCACAACAGCUAUUUCCAGCCACAAUCUAUACAAGUUUCUAGUUAA
Messenger RNA from Musca vetustissima, 576 nucleotides. RefSeq lists its product as uncharacterized. The coding region runs from base 19 to 576 and encodes 185 amino acids. The transcript has a single exon. The record is from RefSeq and is a predicted model, not a curated record. NCBI's taxonomy places the organism in Eukaryota, Metazoa, Arthropoda, Insecta, Diptera, Muscidae.